CUAGCGGUGUUAGUAGCUGAGCUGACGGCACAUGGAGCCACCACUAGUGGCGGAGAAUCUCUCAACUCCGACCGAUACAAUGGCCGUCUCCUCCUCCGCCGCGGCGGAGGCCCUGCGCUCGGUGCUCCACCGCGUCCACCAGGUCUCGGGGAGGUGCGGCCGCGCGCCCCACCAGAUCCGGGUAGUAGCGGUCAGCAAGACCAAGCCUGUCUCCCUCAUCCGCCAAGUCUACGACGCCGGCCACCGCUGUUUCGGCGAGAACUACGUCCAGGAGCUCGUUGAGAAAGCUCCUCAGCUUCCAGAGGACAUUGAGUGGCAUUUCAUUGGGAAUUUGCAGAGCAACAAAGUGAAGCCUCUUCUGACCGGAGUACCGAACCUGGCAUAUGUUGAGGGUAUAGAUGAUGAGAAGAUUGCCAAUCGUCUUAACACUGUUGUAGCAAGCAUCGGAAGAAAGCCUCUGAAGGUGUUUGUCCAAGUGAACACUAGUGGUGAAGAAUCAAAAUUUGGAGUGGAACCCUCGGCCUGUGUGGAACUAGCAAAGCACGUUAGUUUGAACUGCCCAAACCUCGAGUUUUGCGGUCUAAUGACAAUAGGGAUGCUGGACUAUUCAUCAACUCCCGAGAACUUCAUGACCUUGGCCAAUUGCAGAACCGAGAUCUGCAAGGCUCUCGGGAUACCUGAGGAGAAGUGCGAGCUAUCGAUGGGCAUGUCCGGUGAUUUUGAACAAGCUAUCGAAAUGGGAAGUACAAACAUAAGAGUCGGGUCUACAAUUUUCGGAGCCAGAGAAUAUCCAAAGAAAGCGUCCAAUUAGUUUUGAAUUUCCUGUGACUGUAAUUUAGUACAGCGUUCUGGGGAUUGAGUUAGAUCCAUCGACCAGAUUGUCUGUUAUCUUAUUGCUUGUAAUUCAAGGACUAGCGAGGGGGGGUCCUGAUGCAAGAUAACUACCCAUUCCAAUGGAAUCAUAAGAGUAUGUCUGAAUAAUGUUUAUACUCAUAAGAUAUUAAAAUCCAGUUGAAUAUUACUAUUCAUAUAAUUGAUGUAAUAAAAUUAUUGUAGAAGA
Messenger RNA from Punica granatum (pomegranate), 1060 nucleotides. Lineage: Eukaryota; Viridiplantae; Streptophyta; Magnoliopsida; Myrtales; Lythraceae. The record is from RefSeq and is a predicted model, not a curated record.